Messenger RNA from Ogataea angusta, 522 nucleotides. RefSeq lists its product as uncharacterized. The transcript is spliced from 2 exons. Gene Ontology annotation, molecular function: peptidyl-prolyl cis-trans isomerase activity. Gene Ontology annotation, biological process: protein peptidyl-prolyl isomerization. Bases 1 to 522 code for a protein of 173 amino acids. Lineage: Eukaryota; Fungi; Ascomycota; Pichiomycetes; Pichiales; Pichiaceae. The record is from RefSeq and is a predicted model, not a curated record.
AUGUAUAUCCCCGUACACAGGGCCUGUGCUCCGGCCCGUGGCGACGUUGGUGGGGCAGCUGGCCGGCGUCUUCCCCAAGUAGCAGCCUCGAUACACCGGACUGUCGGCGGCUGGGUCCCCGACACGCUCGGCCCAGCUGCUGCGUGUGUCACCGUUGGCAGGCCGUUUUGCGUCGAGCGACGCAUCACCCACAGAGUGCCACCGGAAGAGUGCACACAGAAAACCACCUCUGGCGACAUUGUCAAGAUGCAUUACACGGGGAGACUGUACGACACACAGGAGGUGUUCGACUCGUCCGUUGAGCGCGGCCAGCCACUGAGGUUUAUGCUCGGCGUGGGGCACGUGAUCAAGGGCUGGGACCAGGGACUCAUGGACAUGUGUGUGGGCGAGAAGCGGCGGCUCACCAUUCCUCCAGAGCUGGCGUAUGGCAAGCGCGGGGCCGGAGCCGUAAUUCCUCCCGAUGCCACUUUGGUUUUUGACACGGAGCUUCUGGAGAUUGUGUCGUCGCACGACGAGUUAUGA